AUGUACAGCUUUAUGGGUGGAGGGCUGUUCUGUGCAGGCGUGGGGAACAUCCUCCUGAUUGUUUCCACAGCAACCGAUUACUGGAUGCAGUAUCGGCAGUCUAGUAACUACAUGCACCAGGGCCUGUGGCGCUACUGUACGCCGGGAAAAUGCUUCCCGCACAACGACAGCAUCGCCCACUUAGACGCCACCCGCGCCCUUAUGAUCCUGUCUCUUCUGGCCUGUUUCAUUGGCAUCAUCAUUGGCAUUAUGGCCUUCAUCCAUUACUCCUCCUUCGACAGGUUUGACAAAACCUUCGCUGCAGGCAUUUUAUUCUUCAUCUCAUGCUUUUUCGUAUUUCUAGCAAUGGCUGUUUACACUGGUGUGACAAUUAACUACUAUGGGAAACGCUACGGAAACUGGAGGUUCUCCUGGUCCUAUAUCAUUGGCUGGGUGUCAGUGGUCCUCACCUUCUUUUCAGGUAUAUUCUAUUUGUGUGCCUACCGGAUGCAUGAAUGCCCCAGGAGCGGUACCUCUCAUUAG
Molecule: messenger RNA, 522 nt
Organism: Sphaeramia orbicularis (orbiculate cardinalfish)
Lineage: Eukaryota; Metazoa; Chordata; Actinopteri; Kurtiformes; Apogonidae
Gene: lim2.1
Product: lens intrinsic membrane protein 2.1
Exons: 4
Coding region: 1-522 (173 amino acids)
Cellular component (GO): plasma membrane
Molecular function (GO): structural constituent of eye lens
Source: RefSeq, a predicted model, not a curated record